Cucumis melo (muskmelon) is the source of this 1053-nucleotide messenger RNA. Its product is annotated as 60S ribosomal protein L7-2-like. Bases 148 to 879 code for a protein of 243 amino acids. Gene Ontology annotation, molecular function: structural constituent of ribosome; RNA binding. The transcript is spliced from 7 exons. Gene Ontology annotation, cellular component: cytosolic large ribosomal subunit. NCBI's taxonomy places the organism in Eukaryota, Viridiplantae, Streptophyta, Magnoliopsida, Cucurbitales, Cucurbitaceae. The record is from RefSeq and is a predicted model, not a curated record. Gene Ontology annotation, biological process: maturation of LSU-rRNA from tricistronic rRNA transcript (SSU-rRNA, 5.8S rRNA, LSU-rRNA).
AUCCAAAAGGGAUCGUCAAGGCCCAAAUGCGCCCAGUCGAUAUAUAGUCGUAAUUUCUUUUUCUCCUUCUCUGCCCGGCUGGAGUAAACCCUAAUAAUCUCGCUUUGCUUGAAUCUGCACAUUAUCAGAAGCAGCUCCCUGGCCAUAAUGGGAGAAGAAGUCAAGGCAUUGAUUCCAGAUUCAGUUUUGAAGAAGAGGAAGAGGAAUGAAGAAUGGACAUUGGCAAAGCAGCAAGAGCUUGAAGCGGCCAAAAAGAAGAAUGCAGAGAAUCGUAAGUUGAUUUACAACAGAGCUAAGCUAUAUUCAAAGGAGUAUGAAGAGCAGGAAAAGGAGCUGAUUAGACUGAAACGUGAGGCAAAACUAAAAGGAGGAUUUUAUGUCGACCCUGAGGCUAAAUUAUUGUUUAUCACUCGCAUCCGUGGUAUCAAUGCCAUGCACCCGAAGACGAGAAAGAUAUUGCAGCUGCUGCGUUUGAGGCAGAUUUUCAAUGGCGUCUUCCUCAAAGUCAAUAAAGCAACAUUAAAUAUGCUGCAUAGGGUCGAGCCAUAUGUGACCUAUGGCUACCCCAAUUUGAAAAGCGUUAAAGAACUUAUUUACAAGAGGGGUUAUGGAAAGCUAAACAAGCGUAGAGUAGCAUUGACUGACAACUCCAUUGUGGAGCAGGCUUUAGGUAAAUACGGCAUUAUCUGUAUGGAAGAUCUCGUGCACGAGAUCAUGACUGUCGGACCUCAUUUUAAAGAGGCAAACAACUUCCUAUGGCCAUUUAAGUUGAAGGCACCUUUGGGUGGAUUGGAAAAGAAGAGGAAUCAUUAUGUGGAAGGGGGAGAUGCAGGUAAUCGUGAGAAUUAUAUCAAUGAGCUUAUCAGGAGAAUGAACUAGAUGAGGAACAAUUUUGUCGUCAUUGAUUUUUGUUCUGUUAAAUCAUUGGAAGUAGAAACUAAUUUGUUCACAAAGUUAGUCCAAUACUGGAAGUAGAAAUGUUUAAGCAGCGGAUACUUCGUUUAUGUCAUUUGAGGAUUUUCAUUUAUCAAUUUAUAAAACAUUUUUUCGAAA